Molecule: messenger RNA, 6126 nt
Organism: Cyclocybe aegerita
Lineage: Eukaryota; Fungi; Basidiomycota; Agaricomycetes; Agaricales; Hemipholiotaceae
Source: the annotation of a GenBank genome assembly
AUGACGUUGCGCGCGUCUAAUUGUGCUGUUGUACAGCAUAAAUUAAAGGGUGCGCCACACGCGCUCCUGCUGUGUUUUCCUCUCGUUCUCGCAGGAUCGCGGCUCUACAGCGUAAAAUCUGGGAAUUUGACUCCACGCCACUCAUCAGUGUACCCCGAUAAAGGCGUUAUAAAUUUCGAACUCCUCCACAAGGGCACUGAUAGACCAUACAAUAGCAAACACCCUCAGUGGUAUUUCACCCACAACUGCACAGCACACAGCACGCCUCUAUCUUCUCUCCCGCCACGGCAAGAAAGCGGAACCCCUCGCUGCUGUUAUAUGCCUUUAGCUACAGCACUAACCCAAAAAUCCUUAAAGCUCGUAUUCUCCUCCUUCGUCAAGAUGACCUGUUCGCCACCAUUAAGGCCAUCUUCCUCCCAGAACACCCCUCGCCAACCAGCACGUCCUUCCACCCAUAAUCCUGUACCCUACAGCAUCCUUUUCGGCACUUCUCUUGCUUCUUCUGUAGAACACCAGGUAGAAAUACCGUCAAUGGCCGAGACCGCACAGCGACUCGGUCUCGCGUCCAAUACCGCUCCCCGCGAUGUCGAGCCCUCGAGCGUAUUGUCCUCCCCUCACACAUUCAACAGUCCGAUUGCCCUCCCUCGAGACAUGACCGAUGACGAUUCCCCCAUCACGCGCAGGCCCGCAAGAAACAGCAGACGAAGGGCGACGAAGCCUGCCGCCGUUUCGCCGACGAAUGACGAGAGCGACAUGGACCUCACCACCGCUACUCGCAAUUCACUGCAGACAUUCCGUUCGGAAAACUCCCUUCGCGAGAAGAACGCGACCAGUUCACCAGAUGCAAGCGGCUCUGGUCGUCGAGCCGACAUAGAUAUUGAAAUUAACGAUACUAUAAGACGAGCCCAGGAGGCACUCGCCAUGGUAGACCAGGCCCUUGUAUUGACGGUUGAAAACCCCCUUCCCCCACACCUCCCCGUAUCGCCACACCUCGCCGAUACCAUAUUUCCGUCUAACCCUGUUCAAGUGCUCCCCUCAAGCAUUUCUGCUUCUGUUGACAUAUUGAUGGACGAAGGCAGCGCCCAACCCCCGACCCCAGCCCGCAAGCCUGUCCGGCCCAAGACCUCCCAACUUCGCCCCAUCUUGUCCACAUCCCAGAACCAUCUCUCACAUUUCCGCGAACGGCCGUCCAUGCCCGAUGACAUGGACAUUACUGUAACGACGCCACAGAAACCUCAGUCGGUGGGUCUCUCCAAGACCAUCCACCGUCACAUGAACGGGCUGAUCACCAUCAACAAGCAGAAGCAAAAGCAGAAGGAAGAGAGUAGCGGCAGCGACAGCGACGACGUCGCCGCCCUCGUCGCGUGCUUUUCCAAGACGAAGAUUCAUAAUGUCAACGCGUCCACUCCGCGCCCAUCCGAACCGACAAGCCUAAGGAACGGGCGAGCAACUGGUCGAGGUGAUGCUCCCGCUUUGAAAGGCGGUGAUGCUCCCUCUUCUUCUGUUCGUCAUGUUUUGAAUGCUUCGGAGGGUACUGACGAUAUAAAUGAGAUGGAUGUUGACCCUUCGUCUAUGAAUCCCGUGCAUAAGCCAUCUGCUGCAAAUCAGAGAACCGUUGCUCGCGCCCCUGCUAAACCAGCACCUCGUCCUGGUGGCGUCCAGAGGACUUCAGAGAUCGCCGACAAGACCAGCGAAAUGGACACCGAUUCUUCUACGCCGUUAAGUCCAGGAGAGAGGAAAAUAUCUCCUCUUCCGCUUAGAGCUCGCAAUCAAAGAGCCCUUCCUCCAACAAGCGCUGCGAUAGGAACUGUCGACCAAGCCCCCGACCGCGAACGCAGCGUUUCUCCAAUUAUGACCAUCAUUCCUCCGGUCCCUGUCCCAAGAAUCAUCAUCACAGACGACGCGGCGCCGCUCGUCGCCAGCCCAGAGUCUUCGCCCCCUCCAUCCCCUGGUCCAUCUCGCAGAGAGAGAAAGGUUCGACCUCUCCCCCAGCGUUUCUGGCAGAGCACCCAGGGUACCAUUACCAAGCCCACUUUCAACUUCACAUUGAGCGUCCCCAGGGCGUCAAAGGAGGCGCCUAAAACCGCAACCGCAGCCCCCGCGGUCCCUGCCUCUUCCGAGCCCUCGCGCCUACCUAGUGGUGGGUUCACGUUCCAACUUCCUGGUAGCGGUGAUGCUCCUGCCCUUAGAGGCGGUGACGCUCCUGCUACUCGUGAUGUUGGAAAAACCCUGCUAGGAGGUACCGACGAAAAUGGAACUACCGACGCGGUCAGUCGUGAAGCGGGUGAGAUAGCGGUGGACAGGAAGGUGAAGCCGCUCCCGCCCAAGAUGAGGCGCCCGGCUGGAACGCCGAAUAUCCCCCUUCUAACUUAUGUGCCGACGCACGGACAGACGAUUUUUGUGAGCCCUCAGCUGAAUACUUGGCAGGGUGAUUUGGAGGAUGAUAUGACCCGCGGUAUGAAGCGACAGGACCAGGAAGACGCAGCUGCAAAGGCGACUACGUUGGGGAGGUGUUUCGAGACGAACAAUCAGACAAGUAUGACUAAUGGAACGGGGAGCUCUCACCCAGUGUACAACACCGACAGCGCCAGGUUCCUUUUGCUAUAUGGUGAAAUGAUGGCCGGAGCAUCUGCAGCGGACCUGGCUGCCUCGGGCGCCUUGCUCGCGUUAGGUGGCGAUCCCCCUGAGAGUAGCCCCUCGUCGCAAACAAGCGCCGAUCAGACGAACGACGAGUCCGAGUUCAGCAAGCGGACAGAUAUUGAGAUGGACUUCAGCAACAUGACCGAUGAGGAGAUCAACGCCACUUUGUCCUCGUGGGGAUUUAAUCCCGCCUCGGACCAAUCGUUUACGUUGGAGGAAAUGAAUACAACGUGCGAGGCAACAUUUGAGCUCAACAUGCUUGCCAGUGCCCCAAUCGCUCCAGAUUACAACAUGACGAUCGCUCAAGGGCAGAUGUUUGCGACGGGUCUGACCGAUCAAGAUAUCAAUGCGAAUAAUUACCAUCCUGGAAACUGCCCCACACAGAUUACCAUCCAGCAGAAUUACGAGUCCCAAUUGAAUUAUGCGUUGGGCUAUAACAACAUUGGCGUCGCCUCAGAGGGCCAAGUGGUGCAUCAGAGCGUUUGUCCUCCUGAAGGACGACAAGAUAACUCCUUGGCGGCAUCUUCCUCCACUGCGAUCCCAACUCGCGAAGUCGACGUUCAUGACCACGAACAAGUUGAUUGGUCCGACUCCGAGAUAGUGCCCGCCACUUCUCGGCUGCUCAUUCCCAAAGCCCCGGACAACCUAGGUAUCGGAUCUCAAGAGAGGUACAAUGAAACACCCCAAGAAGCUCAGCCCUUCCAAUACGAGGAGGUAGAAGCGACCAACGGAGACGAAGACAUGGAGGAAGUCGAUAUUGACGCUGCUCUCGCCGAACGGGAGACUGGGCAACAAGUUCCAGUGCAAGGUUUCAGCGCUUCAGCUGCCGAUUCACCCUUUGAGGAGCCGUUGAUAGCUCCAGAGUGUUCGGAAACCUCGUCUGCUAUGAUCACCCCGGCGGUCCAGCACCAGGCUCAACAAGGCAGCAGUGUCCCUUCCGUCGACCUUGUCGCUGAAUCGUCCCCCAGACCCAACGAGGAAGUUGGAGUUGCUUGCAGGAGCACUUCAGUCGGACCUGCUACCAGCCCAUUUGUUGUGCAUGAUGCCUCUCAUGUUCCCCUGCCAGAGUUGCCUUUAAUCAAAGACGAUAAGAAGCUUGCAGAUGAUGCGAGCGUAGAUCCCGCUCCGAGCUUUUGCGAUUCGGAUCAAAAACGGGAACGGAUCAGUAUCGAGGCAAUCAGCGCUGCCCCAGAAGUUGCUGGCAUCUCCGAGUCGUUGUCCCCAACCACCAACAUCGAAAGUUCGAACACGACCCAGCCAGUUGUUCCCUUUGAACCUAAUCAGAGCUCGCCGAAGAGCCAGGAAUACGUCGCUUGCGAUGUCGUACUCACACGUGUUGCGGAAGGGCACCCUGUGGACGCGGUUGUCCAGCCACCAACACCGGAAAGUCCUCUCCAACACCUCGAGAAGGGCAAGCAGCGGGAUACAAGCGAUGCGCAAGUGGUUGUCCCUGAUCCAACAACCAAUCUUCCCACUGGGUCGACCAUCGAAGAGUCUCCUUUGAGCUCAACAUCGCAGUCUAAUGAGCCAGCGGCGUCAAGUGGUCUCGAUUCGCAGCAGGAAGUAGUCGUCCAACCACCAACAUCCAUUGAGGGGCAACAUCCAAACCCGACGGAAGCUCCCACUAAAGCUGCUCGUCCGGAAGAUGCACCUAUAGCUACAUUUUCGACGAUAGAACAGGAAAGCAAUGUGGAUGUUUUUUCUGUGCCAGCAGGAGGCAAUAACGUCACUCUGGGUGAGCUGGAUGAGCUAGAGUCACAGCCCUGUAGUCCGCCUGUUCCAAUUCCCGUGGUGAAUCAACGGUCGCCUGCUGUCCCUCGGCCCGCGUCGACAGCGUCUGCCAAUGGCCUGUGCGAUAAGCAGGCUGGUGCAUCAGUCCCCUCUCAAGAUACCCUUCUAAACAACGCUCCUGUCCAAGUACAACCACCACCCAGUGUGAUACCUCGCGACCAGGAUGUCGCAAUGGACUUGGAUGACGCAAACAAGGAAGGAGAAAAGGUCCGGGAGGGCUCAUGCGAGGAUAGCGAAAUGAUAGAGGAGCUCCCAGUUGGCGUCGCUAUGGAUCUUGAUGACGCACAAGCGUAUGCUCUCUAUGUCCCUUAUCUGAUGCUGCUCCGCGCGCCCCCGGCGCAACGUACACCGUACGAGGAUGCUGACGCAAACGAUGUUGACAUGCCAGAUGACCUUCCAGACCCGACCGUCAUCUGCAGUGCUGCCCUUCACCAUUGGUCUUCCGCGGCCACAGAUUGUGACUUUGAAAUGACGGAUGGGUGUCCCCAACCCUUCCAACCUCAACAAGUCGCUCCAGCUCCUUCAGUGUCGUUACCGAACGCAGCACCAGUCAUCGCCUCCACACCUUUCGAGCCAACGAAUGCGGUACCUUUGGUCAACACAUUACCACCUGUUGACCUGCAGCCCUCAAUUGACGUCCUGUCCCCAGUUAGUGGACCACCAUUCGAUAACCGUUUCGUCGACGUGGACUCAGACAUGGACUAUGUUGGGCCACCACAGCAACCUGUUACCCUGUGGUUCGACUUGUAUCGUGAAGCGUUUGGCUGCGUACCAGCCGCCGUCCACUAUCAGCCUCAGGUCCCACCAUCCAGCGAGCAGCCUCCCUCUGCCCCUGCCUCCAUCACCAACGUUGAUCAAUGCGAAGUUUCCGAGCAAGUGGAACUGCCAUCGAAGCCAGAGGACCAGGAAAUGCCCCAGACUACUCAACCGCCACCGCCGACAACCUGCACCGACGGAAACGGCCUCCGUGUCCCAACGCCGGCUGCCCCAACACUUCCUUCUACUCCUGCCCCAACGGCUGCUCCUGCUCCUAUAUCAAUACCUACUUUACCUCCCACCCCAGAGCCCGCUCCUACCCCGGCAUUUGCAUCGACACCGGCACAGGAAGAACCUUUGGUCACUGCUAUUCCUGAACCCUCGACUCCCGCACCGUCCUCUGAGUCCAUGUCUACACUGAGAACUCCUGCAUCGCACCCGUAUCGCAAUUCCAGGCGCGCUUCGACGCUCAGAAUCACGUCGCCGCGUUCGUCUUACUAUCCCAUGGAUUGGCAGCCUCGACCGUUCGUGCAAAGGACGCCAGAGCAGAUACGGCUUGCCACCUCUGCAUUCCCACUUCCUCAGACACCAGCGCCAGAGGUAGAGCCUCCUCACCCCCCUGCACAGAAGCCUGCACGCAAGCGCAGGUCAUCCAAGUCCAAGAAGAGCAGGAAGGAAGAGGAGUGCCCCCCAACCAUGCCGAGUAUGGUGGAGCAUUGCCGCGGGGAGAACGUCGUCAGCCUGGGUGUCGAGGAAGGCAUCCGUCAGAUGACCUCGAGCUCGUCGAGCCUGCGAGUGUUCAUUGAGAGAGUGGCCACAGAUGUCAAGAAGGCGGCUGUUGACGCAGUGAACUACACCGCACUUGGAGCUGUGGAUUCGCUGAAGCAGGAUGGGCUGACGCUGGCUUUGACCAUCGCAAAGGAGAAGUUCAUGGCUUGA